AUGGCCUCCGGCUCCGAUCCCGACGCGCGCUACGCCGAGCUCGCCUCCCUCUCCGGUGAGAAGCUCGUGGACCUCCUCCGCACCACCCACCGCAGGGCCGACUUCGAAGCGGUCGCGCGCGUUCUCAGAGCGCGGGAUCGGAGGAUCGCCAAGGCUGAGGCCGCGCUCUCCGCCAUCGACUCUCUGCGGAAGAAGUACAAUGCGCUCCUGGACGAGCACCAUCGCUCGCGGGGCGAGGCCGAAGAGAUGGCGCCCCUGUUGGGUGCCGCGGCCCUUGACCAGGUGCGUAGGGACGAGCCGCGCGUCGAGGAGUUGGACGAUGUGCCGCUGAAUCGGCGUUUGAAGCGGCCGAGGCAAGGCGAGACCAGUGUUGUGGAAUCGGUGAAGAGGAUUGGACAGGGGCAGAGCAAGCCGGUCGCUACUCCGGAGAUUUCGAAGCAGGGGCCGGGAAUUGUGGCACCGGAGAUGUUGGGUGGAGGAGGAAUGCCCCGGACACAGACACUGCCUCUUCUUUCCCCGGGGCUUCUUCACAGGAGUGUUCUACUACCAAAGGUUUCGCCCCAAAGUGGCCAUGGCAGAGCCAAAUUUGGCAAGAAAGAAGGCUCAUCUCAUGGUGUCCUAGCAAGGGAAGUUAGUGAAGUACGCAGGGGAAAUGGUAAAAUUAUCCAAACAUCAAGGGCGGAAUCAUCAUCCACAUGUGCUAGCAAGAUAUCUGGGACUGCAACGAAAGAGUGCCGAUCCCUUUGUAGACAGAGACAGACUGAGGAAUGGAGGUUAGCAAAGGGAGGACUUCCAAUGGAGGAGACAAGAAUGGCCGCAUCUCAUCCUUCUCUGGGCAUUCGCAGCCUCUCUGGGGCAGAGCUUCGACGAUAUUUUCUCAAGCCAGAACGAACUGCCCCAGCUUCUUCUAUAGAAAAGAAAACGCAAAAUUUCUGCGAUUUGACCAAGAGAGGAAAUGGCUUGUCUAAGAAACUUCAGGGUGUGUCCUCGAAAAAUAAACUGCUGGGUGGAGACUGA
Messenger RNA from Triticum turgidum subsp. durum (durum wheat), 1017 nucleotides. NCBI's taxonomy places the organism in Eukaryota, Viridiplantae, Streptophyta, Magnoliopsida, Poales, Poaceae. The record is from the annotation of a GenBank genome assembly.